Messenger RNA from Formica exsecta, 2928 nucleotides. RefSeq lists its product as uncharacterized. The record is from RefSeq and is a predicted model, not a curated record. The coding region runs from base 1 to 2385 and encodes 794 amino acids. NCBI's taxonomy places the organism in Eukaryota, Metazoa, Arthropoda, Insecta, Hymenoptera, Formicidae. The transcript has 8 exons.
AUGAAGCAUCCGAAAGCAUUGAUAGAUGUAACCUCAGCUGGUGAUUACGGCUUUAUACAUGGCGACAGAAAUGUGAUUACUAAUAAAGUCUAUUAUGGUGAUCGCGCUUCACAAAUAGUUUCCACGCUUCAAGAAAGUCAAGAGCCUGUAAUUGAUGAUACGAUCGGGCAAGUACGGACUGAUAAUUUAUCGACCAGUAUCGCUUCGAGAAACGUAGAUUCUCUGCCCCCUGUAAAAUCGGAAUCAAAUACACCGGAGAUUAAUCAGCAGCAAUCACGAGAUCGGUUCAAAUUACUGAAUGAUCAACAUUCACAAGAAUAUGACAUAUCGUCGCAAUCUCCGGAAUUGCAAAAUUACACGCAGGAAGAUUCUGUUUCGAAUACGACGGAUCGACUUCAGCAGCAAUGGCGGAUUACUCGGUGCAUCCCUCAAACGCUUGCGAUCACUUCCAUGAAGCAGCCAUGUUCUCGUCGCGAAUAUCACACGUGGAAAAUGCCCGAAAUAGAAAAUCACAUAAAAUGCUAUGGAUUAUCUCGAUUCGAUGGGUUGACUUGUUCCGGAAGUUCGAGCAAUCAAGGGUCUCGACAUUCUCCAUUGUGUCUAUCUUCUGUACCACAUCGCCAUUUUUCCUCGAAAAGUUGCAUCGUGGUUCAGAAUUCUGUUCAAAAAAUCGAAACUUCGAAAAAGGGAUUACCGAUCACAGGCCGCGUGUCCCUGACAAAACUGCAAUCAUUUUCUUGCGACGCUUCGAAAAAAUCCUCCGAAGAGAAUGAUGAGUGUAAAUCGCAACGAAAACCGGCACGCGAAGUUGAGAACGACGACUGUGGCACGCGUUCUCGGAAGGUCGCGAAAAAUCGUUGCCGAGACGAAAACGAGAAGAAGUGCGGAAAAACUCAACAGAAAGACGUCUGCGGUCGGAAUAGCCGCGUCUCGUCUCGAAAAAGCACGACGUGUGAAAAAGAACAGGAGAAGGAAUCUUGCAAACAUAACACAUGUCCCGAACUGCUGAUACGGCAAUGCAAUUGGGAGAGGGAACUGGACGAGACUGGUCAAAAGCGCGACGCGAAAGAACGAGCUACGCAAUCGAAAGAUCCUAAUUGUUCGCAAAAAAAGGACAUUGACACGAGAUGUUGCCAAAGACAACGAUCGAAAUCGUGCACAGGACGCAAAGAUUACGAGGAACCUUCGCGCGUAGCUUGCAAGAAUUCAUCAAAAAGAAAGAAUGAUUGUCGCGAAUCGAAAUCCAAUGAGAAGCGAUGUGCAAAGUCACUGCCAGAACGAUGUGCCGAGUAUAACCCAAAGCGAUCCGAAAGCGGUCGGAAAAGAAAAUCUUCUCGGGUCAGCGAUAAAAACUGCGGCAAGAUAAACGAAAAACGGCGUUACUCGCAACAAUCAAUUUUCUCCGUUCCGCGAGAUCAUAGAUCUUUCUCCACCUUGAUUCCCGAUAUCGUUCUCGACACGAACGUGAGAAAAACGACGAAGGCACUUUACUCUAGCAGCGAAGACGAGAAGAAGGAUCUGAAACAGAGCUUGUCUUGCGAGGAACAAAAGAGAAAGUGCGGGACCACAAAAAAAGAUGAAACUAAAAAAAAAUGUGUGAAAGGCCCAGCCAAGUGCUUGUCGAGAAAAUCGAUCGUCGACAAGAUGCAGAUCUGUCAGUCUACGCAAAAAGAUCAAGACAAAAUGUUACGCGAACCCACGCAAAAAUCCUGCGAUCACACGGAAUACUGUUCUAACAGAAAGUUGGAAUAUAUUACAAAAGACAAAGAGCCGAAAGAAAAAUUGGCGAAAGAACAGCUAUCAAGUACCGGAAAAGAUAAGAAGCCUAUGGAAGAAUCAAUAAAAGAACAAAUAGAACGCGAAUAUAAAGAGAUAGAUGAAUGCAAAAAGAUUAUAGAGCAGAUUAAAGUUAAAGAGCCAAAAGAGAAAAAGGAUAAGAUACCCAAGAAGACUGAUACAGACUACAAACCAACGGGUUUAGAUCGCGUAAUCAGUCCAUGUAAACAAGAAGAUAUAAAAGAUACUAAAAAGUUUAUAAGUACGCCGAAUGAGCCAUUUUUUUCUAAUUUUAUGGAUACCGCUUACAAAAUGCUGCGCGUUCGAUCUAAUAUCAUUAAUGGCGAGAUUCCAAUCAUCCCCAAAGAUAUCAAACUGAUGAAUAUAAUGUUUGAUCGAUCAUUCUCUACCACAAAAGUGAGUUAUCAGAAUGAUUUUGCUGUCAAACGAACUACGGGUCAUAGUAAAACGGUUCAGAAUUGUUCUGCAAAUAAUAGCGAUUUUAUUCACGGGGAUGAAUUGCCGAAUUAUGUCGAAACAGAGAAUGACGAUGAAGAAGAGGACGAGUAUGAUUGGAUCAUUGGUCGACCGACUUCCGGAAUCAAUUGAAUCGUAACUUCAAAGACGGUAACUCAAUUAUUCUCCGACUCGGACGAGCAUUCAAUUAUUCCCCGAAAGAGACGGACGCGAAACGUGGUGCGAGCAACGCACCUCACCGGGGUGUUUCUCGCGCCUUCACGAGAUGUCUUUGUAGCACGACGGAGGCGUGAAUGGCGCGGUGGGCCAGGAGGCCCAAUUACGAGUUUAUUCAGUCGUCGCCACGGGGCACCGCGGUGCCGCUCGUAGUCACCUACCUGGCGCCUGUCCCUUUAUCUCUAAGGGUGAACCGGGAGAGUCCCUCAGACAUCACAUUAUGGUGUCAACGACUUCAUCGUGGACCACAAACCGCUGGCAUCCGUGUAUCGGGAAUGAAUGGCGACGCGCCACGGGUGGCAGGGGGGUGCGUACAAUCCGAAUAAAAUGUAUCAAUUCCGUCAUCGUGAUGCCGAGCUUCCUUUCCUGGAGAUUCGAUUGUGCGCUUUUCGGAGGAAGGAAAUCUCACGCAACGGACAUUCUUCUAUUAUUAUGCGACGAGCAACGUGUGAUACACAU